Monodelphis domestica (gray short-tailed opossum) is the source of this 6816-nucleotide messenger RNA. It is a transcript of the gene AUNIP, whose product is annotated as aurora kinase A and ninein interacting protein. The record is from RefSeq and is a predicted model, not a curated record. Gene Ontology annotation, biological process: spindle organization. NCBI's taxonomy places the organism in Eukaryota, Metazoa, Chordata, Mammalia, Didelphimorphia, Didelphidae. Gene Ontology annotation, cellular component: spindle pole; centrosome.
GCGCAGCCCCACCCCCUGCGUCGGCGCGAGAUCCAAACGGCCGUCGGCGCGCAGGGACCGCCUCCGCGGGAAGGUCUGUCAGGAGACACCACUGACUGGUUCGGAGGUCUCUACUCGCUCUCUCGGCGACCAUGAGGAGAAGAAACCCCGCUGAGGCUGAGGCCUGCGGCGUGUGGCUGGAUGCUGCGGCGCUGAAGAGACGGAAAGUGCAGACUCGAUUAUCCAAUCCCAUCACCAGAAUGCUGCCUCCAGUUGGAGGUGAGAGAGAAACAAUUGUUGGUUUUACUCAAAGAAGAAUUCAACCUGCGGGUACCAGGCAGACUGUCAUUGCAUCAUUUUUUACUUCAAAAUCAGGAAAGGCAAGUGAUGGUGGGCAGGGAAGGCCUUCUCCUGGUCCAGCAAGUCAGAGAAGGAAGGAACAGAAAAGAGAUGUGAUGUGGUUGGAUCCUCCUCCAUUGACUCCUGGGGAUCAUUGUGUCCGGUAUCCUGAAACUACAGCAGCUUCAAUCACUAAAGAACCUCAGGAGCUCAUCUGCCCUCCUCCAUCUUCCAAGGAGGUAUCUGACUGUUGCAGAGAGGCAAGACCAGCUGUGCUCAGUAACCAAGACCAGAAACUGCCUCUGCCCAAGUCAGAGAUUGUAGAUUCUGUUGAGGUGGGUUUUACCUUCACCCAGAAUUCAGAAGGCCUUUGUGUGCUAGCCCAUGAACUAGCGGAAGGGGGAAUAUGUUAUAGACCAGGGCAAGAGACCAAGUGCCUAGUAGAGAGGGCAGAACGGAAAGUAUUUACUAAAGAAAACAAACAGUUCUCCGUCCUUUCCCAAGGCUACCAAAAAAGCAAGGCAGGGAAGGGAGAAAACAGGGAGUCCUGGAGGGGAGAGGACACAGAGUUAGAACAAAGACCCUGCUCCAGUCAGGCUUUUUCUUGGAAUAGUGAGAGGUGUGAUACAGAUCUGAGGAGCCAGUUGUUCACAGAGGAUUCUCAGGGCCAGAGGGUCAUUGCUCACUCAUCUCGAGCCCCUUUCCAAGAUGUAUACAACCUUUUGAGAAAGCCCUUGCACACAUCCCUCAGUCCCCAGGUUCAGUGCCAGGACAGAUCUGUUGUGGGCACCUCUCAGUCAAAUUCCCAACCUGAUAUGCUCUUUACCCAGGACUCUCAAGGUAACAGGGUUAUCAAGCACUGCUUCUUUUGAACUGUUUUGAUGACAGGGUGUUUAACCCUUAAAGUAUCCAGAUGAUAGAAAAACAUCAAUAACCUUGUAGUCAUUUGAUGAGGGUGGGUGGUCUUAAAGUAGGCCCUUGUUCUGGAUUUGAAGGAAUGGAAGCAGUCUAGUGUUUAGCUUUAUCUUAUGAGCUUUUUCUUUGGGAACAUAAAAAACAGACAUUCUCACUUGUUGAGGGAGUAGUUUUAGAAGAGAGAGUUCGGCAGCCAUCCUUUCUCUGAACUGUUGGGUUUCAUAGUUUUUCAUGAAAGAGAACUAUUGGACUGAUCUGAAUAUAGGUCAUAUCUUCUAAAUUUAGAUAUCAAAACAGAGUGUGGCCUAACAUUGGUGUUAUUUUUCAGUGUAUACCUGUAGGCUAUUUCCUUUCAAAGAGAUCUGUGGAGUGACCUUAGCAGUUACUCAAAGCAAAGCAUUUUGAUGUAGACUUUUUGUUUCUGCAGAAAACCUGCAAGGUUUGACUUGAACCUUUCCAUUGCUUUGUCUGACUUCUAACUAGGUUGUAAUUUCAUCAAUUAUGUCCCUCAUCUAUAGAUCUUAAGCCUUGCUCUCUGGAACUGUGUUAAAUUUAUCCUGGGGCGAGAGCUGGCUAGGGCCGAGUUGAAACCCAAGUGGAAAGUGUGAUCCAUGAUUUUUCCUUGUUUUUGAUAAACCUGUUUCUGGGAUUGGAGACAUACAAACUAAAAGGACAUAUUCAGAACCAAACCCAAACAACUCAAGCAUUUCCAAAUGCUGGGGACUAUGACAGCCCCAGAGGGAGUGCUUCAAUAUAGGAAGUGCUGGGUUUCAGAAACAUGCACAUACCAAACAGCUUUUUUAGGCAAAUUAGGGCAUUUGUGAGGAGGUUGAGGCACAGAAGUGAAAUAAUUUGACCUGUAGUCACACAGCAGUUAUGCCAAGUAUAGAAAUAAUUUUUUAAAAAUAAAAAUGGUUCAGAUUUUAUGGUUUGGUUUGCCAUUCGAUUCCGUAUUUUUGUUGAAUGUUAAAAUUGUAAUGAAGUUCAUAAAAAACAAGUGGAUUGAACUAGAUGGUCUCUAGGGGUAACAUCAGUUCAAUUGAACAUUCUGUGAAUCUAAGUGGACCCUCCCCCACUUUUCCUGGGCUCUAAACAUUCUAUUUUUUUUUUUAGACAGUAAAACAAGCUCUAGUAGGUUAGUGGUUAGAAAUCAGUGGGUCACACGGAAGGUGAGGUUGGCAGGCUUUUUCAGCCUUUGAUGUGAUAGCUCUACUUUAAAAGGUUACCAAGAAUGCACCCCUCAAGAGAAAAUCACCUUUUUAAUUUUAAUUGGAAACCCUUAUUUUGAUAGUUCUGUAAUCUCAAGUGUAUUUCCUUGACUGUAGUCAAAGCCUGUGUUGGCAAACCUAUGGCAUGCAUGCCAGUGUGCUAGAGGGCUGCUCCCUUCCCCCUCUCCACACACACACACCCAAGGACAUUUCUCACAUGACCCAAUCCUCUGCCCAGCAGCUCAAUGGGAGAACUUCCUCCUCCUGUCUGGGGUUAAGUUGGGGUAGGCAUGUGGCAUGAGGGUUGCAGUUUGGGCCCUUGGUCUCUAGCUUCUUCCAUAGGUGGGUGGAAUUGGAGGUCCAAAAAUAAUAUACCUAAGGUAGAUCACUGUUCUUUUGCAAUUUAUCUUUGCCAAAAAAGGAUAUUUAGGUUUUGCUCUCCUAUGGAAGGCCUGUUCUGUGCCACACAUUGUGCAAAGAUAUCUCACUUAUUAAUCCUUACAACUGAAGUGUUGUAACUUGUGGAUCACACAUAGUGUCUGGAUUUGAAAUCAGGUCUUCUCACUUUCAUGCCCAACACAAUAUUAAACGAAGUCAGAUAUACCACUUAAUUUUAGCUUAUGGAGGGGUGGGGGAUAGAAGGCUGAGGAAGGCUUCCUGUUCUGGUAGGAGGUAAUGGGGUAAAUUUGAGAAUGGACCUGUGAAAUUUGCAUAUGAGAUCACUGUCAGUUAUUGGCAGGACACAAGCUGGGUCUAGGUUAGUAUUUUUCUCGUUUUUUAUGCUAUGUGAAAAGCAGCUAGAAAGUGGACUUGGUUUGUGAUUCCAUAUCUGGGGAAAUGGUAUAGAUUUAGGUUGUAGAAAUGACUUAAGUGAAUCUCUCAAUGUGCACUACAUAUACAGCAACAUAGUAACCACUCAAAAUUUUUCUUUAAUGCCAGGUAGUGCUUCAACCCAAACACACCACACACACAUGUGCACACACCUUUACUGAAGGAGGUCCCAAGGAAGGUUGGGUCAUGCAUUGUGUGUUGGGUGAGGACUUGUGGCAUGACCUAAUGGGUUCAGAUAUGGGAAAAAGUGGCCCCAAAUGAAUGAAGCAAGCCCCCUCCCUUCUUCCUCUUUCCUGCUGAGAUCCCUCAAUGGUAGUGGAAUAAGACAUCAAUGCCAUGACAAUGAGGCCACAAGGAUCCUGGGGGGAUAGUGGAAGGAUUUAGUUUCUUUACAGUAUUACAAAAUGUGUUCAAGAAGAAAAAAAAAAUAGCCCUGGCCUGCCAGCAGCAGCCUGUUCGUAAAGCUGGAGCUCUGGGAUGUAUAGGAGACCUGAGCACAGCUUGAUGUUGGUGCAUGAGGGCAGGGGGCAAAUGUUGGCUUAUGACUGCCGUGAGUCCCCAACACCCUGACCCUCUGCAAGGAAGCAGCCGAGUCUGAGGAACGUACUGCAUGUGCCCAGUGAGACCAGGAGCUGGAUAGAUAGUGCAGUGAAGCUAGUCAUCAGUCUGGGGCCUAUUUUCACACGGCGAAGAAAACUAAAACUCCCAUUUCUUUCAACAGAAAACAACCAAAGCAGAAUGACUGAUUAUCUGCAAACCCUCAACUCAAAAACUAUGCUUAGAACACUGUCCUUAAAAGUUUUGCUAAGAUUUGAAGUGUGGGGAAGCAGUUUGGAUUUUCAAUCUCCGCCCCAUUUCUAGCCUGUCAGUGUUUUCCAUUGUGGAAGGAUAUUUCCAACUGCAAGGCAGAAGUAUCUGCUGUGAGACAGCUUAUAAUAGAGAAAGGGCCAUAUCAUAUAUAGGGCUCCACAGAAAGGGCCAUCAGUUUCCUUUCAUGUUGAUAUCUUCUUCCUUCAGAGCAAACUUUCUCCUCAACACCUCUGAAAUGAGGACAGCAGGGUCUUCUUCCUUCAUCAAGCUCCGAUUCCUAGAGGUACAAGGGUAACAAAUCAUCAGGGAGCAAGAAACAAGGGCUGACAUUUUGAUAGGGAAUUUAGACAGUUGGUACUCCACUACCCAUAGACUGAGCCUGCAGGUCUUCUGUUAAUCCUGCUGUCAGCUUUUGGCCACCUUACUCCUUUCCUAGGGGACAAACAAGAUUCUCUUUAAGCUAUUUUAUUUUUCAGCAUUUCUAGGAAAGGAUAUGCUGAGGGCUUAUUCCAUGAGCAUCCUGGGAGUUAGCUUAAUGGGAAGGAUAAUACAGAUAAACAUAAACUUCCUUAUCAUGAGACUAAGGGGAAACCAAUGAGACACUGGUGGAAAGGAAUCUUAGAAAUUAGAGCUGGAUGAGACCUUAGAAUCAUCCAAGUGCAAACCUAUCAGUUUUACAGAUGAGGAGAGAAGGUGACUUGCCUAAGGUAAUAAAUACAGAGAGUAAGUAGCAGAGAUGGUCCUGGAACCUAGCUACUCUAGAGCCAAAUUCUGAAACAAUGGGCUUAACUCAUGGCUCUAUUGCCUAUUAGGAGAUUGGUUUUGGGCAAGUCACUUUUCCCAUAACAGCCUCCAAUUCAUUGGAAAAAUAAGGACAACAACAUUAGCACUAUCUACACCUUAUAGGGCUGAAAAUUAACAGAGGGUGUAUGUGUAUGUAUGAAUACAUAAUGUGAAACUAGAAUUAUCCUCUUGUCUUUUAAUGUAAUCAAUCAGCAACCUUUAAUAAAUCAGGAACCUGGAGGUCCUUUACCAUUGAGAUGUGCAGGGUUAGACCAGUCCAAAGUGAAAGGAAGUAGAAACCAAAGAGACAGGAAACAGAUCCCACAAGCACUGUCCCCCUGGGUAGUACAAGACAAAUUAAGAAAGUAUGAUUGGUUCCUGAGGUGUGACUUGGGAAGUGAGAGAGCUAAUGGGUGGAGAAAAAUGUUUAUAAGGUGAGACCCAACAAGAAGUGAGGAAUUCACAUUUGCAUUUGGAUUCCCACGUGAACUCUGGAGGCACUGGGAUUGGGGGGAGCCUUUGUCUGUAAUGAGCUGGAUCGGUAAUUAUAGGGUAUUUAGGUAGGCAAUAUUUUCUACCUCCCUCCUACAUUUUCCUAUUUUACUACAUAUCUCUUUUAAUUAAGAAUAAAUUGUUAAAAGCUACUAACAGCCUCAUAACUUAGUAUUUAAUUAUUAUAAUCGGCCACCGCACAACCUAUUAAACUAUUACAAUUAUGGGUUGAAUAAUGGGAGCUAUUUAUUAAAGGACAGACACCCAGAUACCUAGGAAAUAGAUUCUUCAUUUAAAUAUAACCUACAUAAGUAUAAUGAGGUGAUAAUAGGACAGGUCUGAUUAAGGCUAAAACUGAGUAUACAAUAAUGAAAACCCCAGACAACUAAGAAUUUUCAGAGAAUGAGCUUUUUAGUAAUUGACCUAGACUAGAAAACAAAAGAAGAGCUGGGGAAAGCUCACUGCACAGAGAUUUGGGCCAUCAAAAUAGGAAAGAGGACAGAGAUAAUAGUGGAAGAAGUCACAAAGUAGAGCUGUAAAUCAUAUGGCAUCUUCUUAAUUGGGUCUGAGUCAGAGGUACUUCUGGAUCUUGUUCAGGGGAAGAGGCAUUAUAGCCAGACACUUAGGCCCUUACAGAUUCCCAGAAACUAAAAGAUUCAUAGGUUUGGACUUUCAGAGUUGGAAGGCCUUUUAUAGAUAGGACACAGGCUCAAAGAAGGGGUUGAUCUAAAGUUACAGUUACUUAGUGGCAGAGCCUAGACUAGGACAUAGAUUGCUUGACUCUCAGGCCAGUGAACUAACUGCACCAAGAAAAGACAUGAGGGGUAUCAAUAUCAGCCUAGUUGGGAUUAGAAAAAUGGGGAAGAAAGUGGGUUGUGGUGUAGUCAUUUCCUAAAAACUGAAAUGGGCAAUGUGUGAGAGAGCCAGUUAUUAUAGAACCUCAAAGCUGAAACAAACAUCUAGUCCAGUUUACCAGGACCAAGAAGUUGAAUUCUUGAGUAACUGAAAACCCAGUACAGUCUUGAAGAGAUGGCAAUACACAUCUUGCUUCUCAUGGCAGAAAAAGAAAACUAUAGGUAGAAUAACUAUCAAGCAAGGUGUGAUCAUUAUAUUUGACAUUCUGGUUGAAUGCUUUUGUUACAAGGUAGGAUUCAAUGUGGAUAAGAGAUGUUUAGAAAUGACUGAUGUCAAAAAUCAAAAAGGAAAGGCUACCAAGGAUCCUAAUAGAUGCUUUAAGAAAGGUUGGGUCAAUUAUUCCCAUUUAGAACCAGUCUAGAAAAGAUAAGCUACUUGCUUUGGUCAGACAGAAUAGCAUUCCCUUCAGAAAAGCUCUAUGAAAAAACAUUAAUUAGUGUCUCUCUCUUCAGUCUCCAAAGGCAAUUGUUAUAUUCAACACAAGAAGUUCCAAACAGUAGUUAUGGCUGAACUGAAAUAAAGUAUAAAUUCUAAAAUUUGUCAA